UCGUAUCCCAAAGAAAAAACAAAAGUAAGCAUUAUAAGUGUCUCAUAGUCUACAGAAGUAAGUGGAAGUGUUUUGUUUUCCAUCUUCCAAAUUUCUCAUUUGCUAAGUUCAUAUCUUAUAAAAAAAUUACAAGGAAAGAUGAACAUGAAGAGCAACAUCAUGGAUUCAACCUUACUACUAUUGCUGUUGCUAUGUGUAAUUUUAUCAACCCAGAAUUUCAUAACAUGUCAAAAGAUGAACAAAUCUGAAGAAGUUGUCACCAUCCAGACCCGAUACGGGGAUACAUAUGAAUGCGUAGAUUUCUAUAAGCAGCCAGCGUUUGCUCAUCCUUUAUUGAAGAAUUAUAAGUUCAAUUUUAAGAUGAACUUUUCUUUCCAAGAUUCGGUAGGAAGAACAACCGAUUCAAGAUCAUUAAUUGGUAGCAAAUUAUCAGACAUAUGGUUAAAUGGUAAAGGAUGUCCAAUUGGGAUGGUGCCGAUCAAAAGAAUAACAGAAAAUGAUUCGCUACAACCAAAUUUGGUCACCGGUGUCAUUCUCAAUCCGGGUGUUCAUGUUGCAGUGCUCCACACCACUGGGGGACAACUAUAUUACGGAGGCGGAAUGUUCACGAGUGUAUAUAAUCCUGUCGUCAAAGACAACCAAUAUAGCUCUAGCCGCAUUAAACUCCAAAAUGGCCCCGAUAGUAUUGCAGCAGGAUGGGUAGUCAAUCCAAGCUUGUAUCAAGACAACCAAACUCGACUCUUCAUAUACACAACUACAAAAGAUUCGCGAUGCUACAACACCUUUUGUCCUGGGUUUGUUCUUAUGAGUCAUAAUAUACCAAUAGAUCUUGUUCUUAACCCUGUUUCAAAAAGAGGUGGAAACAUAUACGGAGAAAAUUUCUUUAUUCGUAAGGAUCCUGAAAAUGGAGAUUGGUAUCUCAGGGUUGGUUCCAAUAACAUUUUGGGAGUUCGGCCAAAGAAGAUUUUCACUUCAUUAGCAUCCUUUGCUAACUACGCAGAAUGGGGAGGAGAAGUUUAUAGUCCUCCAGGAACCACCCCUCCUCCAAUGGGUUCCGGCUACUUGCCUGUUGGGAGUGCAAAACAAGAUGGUUAUGCUAAAUUAAUUUCGACAGUAAAUGAAAAUAACCUAAUCAAUUACGAUCCUUCAGGGUGUGACACCUAUGCAGAUAGUGAUCGAUACAAGGUGAUUGAUGAAGGAAAUGUUGGAGCUUAUUUCCAACGUCUUGUUUUCUUCGGGGGCAAUAGCUUUUAGAUCAUAGACAUCAUAUCUUAUGCUUACUAAUACAAAAUAAUUUUGGGAAUGGAAGAGAAAUCAUAAUAAUUAAUAAGAAUUCAUUUUCAUGUUUCAAGUUUGGUUAAGAGUGUAGAAGUGUAGAUUUCAGUUGUUCAUCGCAAUCUAACAAUAAUGACAAGUAAAUAACACGCACCGCCGAGCUGCAUGUUAUCAUCCUUCUCUUGUUAGGGUCGCGUUUGGCCUUCUCUUGGUGGGAGAGUUACGACGACGACAAAGGAACACUCUCUCUCUCUCUCUCUCUUGGUUUGCUGACCCUUUCAUCUUUGGGGCAAGAGGCCUCUGCCUCUUAUUAGUUUGCUGGCGUGCGACUAUGUCGUUACUACCCUUAACGCGGUGGUGCGUCGCGAAUUCGUUUUUUGUUUUUCUUGUGGAUUCAUCAUCCGAUUUUUCUCUCUCUCUAGCAGUAGUGGUGGCGUCAUAAGUAUCACCCUUUGCUUCAACUUACCCGUUUGUGGCCAGUUUUUUUUUGUUUUGUUUUGUUUUUUUUGCCGCUUCCGUCUUUUUUAUUCAUUUACUGAUAUAUACUUUUAAUUUGUCAUUUAAGCUCCUAUUAGGGGAGGUAGGGUGGUGAUUAAUUGUCAUUAACCUUUGAUUUGAUUAUUUGUUUUUCUUCUACCGCUUCUUUGGUUACCGAGUGGGACCAGUUUUUUUGUUUUACUUGGCUUCCUUUUUACCAUGGUUAAAUGUGACUUUUACUCAGGCCUACUUGGCGCUCAUUAGGCUGUGUGCCCUAAUUUUACCAUGAUUUGGACAUUGUCGCGGGUAACUUGGCUUGCCUUUGUAGGGGCAGUUAGCUUUCUUUGUUUUGCAGGAGCCAGAGUUCUGGAAUGGACAACAUGGAUGAUGCUCAGGGUGCCUAUAUGAUAAUUGUCGAAAACAUAUUGAUAUUGUGUGUUUAAUGUGAUUACUGAAUGAUAUGUUUGAGACGUAUAAUGCUUGUUUUAGAGCCGACUGCCCCUGGAAUGGCUAUAAGACCAUUACCACCAUGUGUUAGAAUUUUGAUACGUUAUAGGUGGAAAGCAAGGAAAAAUGAAUGCAAAUGCUUAAUGAUAGAAAAGCACUCCAGGGCACGACCGAAAACCAAACCAGUUUGGUUUAUUCUUCAAAUGAUUUGGACCGGCUAGAGGAUUAAUUUGAACCAGGGAGAAUUAUUGAGUGGGCUUGAGGGAAUUAUUGGAUGAAUUUUUUAGGCCCAUUUUUUUUGGUCUUCUGCGGAGGAGAUUGGUUUUUUGGGUGGAAUAAUUGGACACGGAAAUGGCUGGGGGGAAAGGAAAUUGAAGUUGGGCCAGGAGGAUUUGGACACAGACAGGAGAGAGGAGAGAUAAUUAUUUAGGGGGAGAGGCAAUUUUGGGGACAAAAACAUCUCUGGGGAGAAUUCUGGGCGGAGGAGAAAGGAGGCAAUUAAUUGAGGGGAAUUCUUUGGACGGGAAAGAAGCAGCUUGGAGAGCGGCAUAAUUCUUGGGAGAGAAAAAGCAGGGCGCAGCGACGAGUGGUGAUCAAUCUUCCAAGGAGGUUUGAGCUGAUUUCAACAAGAGCGAUUAUUUUGGUUGGAUUUUCUAGACCGAACUUAUUGUUUAUUGUCGAUUUAGAACAUGAUGAACAAAACCCUAUUGUUUUAUCUCAGUUUCAUCAUGAACUAAACCCCGAUUUGCAGGGGGAAACACCAUAGGAUGUAGCUAUUUCUAGAAUUGAUGGAUUGAUUCUUAUUUCUUUUCUUCCAAUCUCUAUUGCAUGAAAUUGCUUAAUGCUUUGUGUUGACUAGCCACCAAUACAUUGAUUUGUAGUUAAUUAGGUUAUUAGCGACAGUGAAACCCUAAUAACUGAACCUAUUUCAU
Molecule: messenger RNA, 3131 nt
Organism: Linum trigynum
Lineage: Eukaryota; Viridiplantae; Streptophyta; Magnoliopsida; Malpighiales; Linaceae
Source: the annotation of a GenBank genome assembly